AUGGCUGACCCUGAAGGCUAUGGCUUUCCGGACGAUGGAGCUGGCGACGACGAGCGAUCAAUCAUCUCGAGCCGGGGACUCGAAGCUUUUGGGCGCAAGGUCACGACGACAGCAAACCAUCUCAUAGGCCCGAACGCGGAAGAUGUCAGCGGCCACUACAAGACAGCGAUGGCUGAGGUCAACAAGCAAAUGCGCAGGCCUAAAAUCCAGCGCAGCAUGUUUUCCAUGGCCAAAACGACGCCUACAGACAUGGUUCGCUCCAAGUUAUCGACCUCGGAGAUUCAGCAUCGCGCAUUGACCCAUCUACCCGACGAGCUCUUAUCGAACAUACCGGAACACGAAAACUCGUACUCUCUAUUCCAAGGCUUCCAGGCCAGUUUUCCGGAGCUUACGGAUGAUGGGAAGAAGCAUCGCAGACGCGUUUCCAGGGGCCGAAAACUGAUCGACGACGGCAAAGCUUCGCCAAGCGACCCGAAGCGACUCGGGCAACUCAAGAGGGAGAGGGCAUCUAUGAUACACGAACUCAAUCUCUUGGGGGUGCGAAAGAGUAUGUCCAGCGCGGAGAUCCGCGAGAUCGAUAACAAGAUUGCGAAUCUGCACGGGAUGCGGCGGAUUAUUUUGGAACGGCUCGCUGGGUUUGAACAGGACGAAGCUGUGCUAGAGCACGACCUGAUUGACGUCGAAGGCCGUGUGGAAGAGGCUCAACUUCUGGUCGACGAAGCCGAAGAGAUUGCGAAGAACACCGCAACCAAGGACGAGGAGGACCUAGCUGGCGAUGGCGAGAUACACGAAUUCAUGUCGCAGUCUGUGUACGAGAAGAUACCCGAAUCGGCGCAAACCACUCCCUCGAGAAAAUCGAAAAAAGUCCACCGCAAGAAAUCAAUGCCCAUUCUGCACGAGCACUUUGAACCUGGGUCCAGCAUUCGGGAGAUCAGGGCGCACAAGGAAACCAUCACUGCACUGGAUUUUGAUGCGCCAUUCGGGACGCUGGUCACGGCAGCUCUGGAUGAUACUGUGCGCGUUUGGGAUCUCAACGCUGGCCGUUGCAUGGGGCACCUGGAGGGACACACAGCGUCUGUCAGGACACUCCAGGUCGAGGAUAACAUACUAGCAACCGGAUCUAUGGACGCAACCAUCAAGCUCUGGGACCUCAACAAAACUCGAUACGACCCACACGGAGCGCAGUACGGCAAAGGCGAGGAUGAUGAGGAUGCUAUCGCCUGGGAAACGGCUGACGAUCACCUUGAGCCUCCAGAAGGCAGUAUGGAUGAGUGCGAGCUUUACACACUGCAGGCCCACGUGGACGAGAUUACGGCUCUUCACUUUCGAGGUGAUGUGCUGGUCUCGGGCUCAGCAGACAAGACCAUUCGCCAUUGGGAUCUCGAAAAGGGACGCGCCGUGCAGACUCUGGACGUGAUGUGGGCGGCCGCGCAAGCGUCAGCUACCAUCGGCAGCGGUGAUAACGGCUGGAGGCCAACGGGCCGAGCUUCUGGGAGAGAUGCAGACUUUGUCGGAGCGUUGCAAGUUUUCGAAUCUGCCUUGGCGUGCGGUACUGCCGAUGGCAUGGUUCGCUUGUGGGAUCUCCGCAGUGGGCAGGUGCACAGGAGCCUCGUCGGCCACACCGGCGCUGUGACUUGCUUGCAAUUCGAUGAUGUGCAUCUCAUCACGGGCAGCGUGGACAGAAGCAUCAGGAUCUGGGACCUUCGCACAGGCUCCAUAUACGAUGCCUACGCUUACGACAACCCCAUCACCGACAUGGAGUUUGACGCCCGCCGCAUCGUCAGUGCGGCAGGCGAAGACGUGGUCAAAGUGUACGACAAGGUCGAAGGGAGACAGUGGGACUGCGGCGCCGGCGUGACUGCGGCAGAAGAGGGUAAGAGCCCGUCUGUCAUUGAGCGCGUUGGCGUCAAGGACGGAUACCUUGGCUGUAGGACAGCGCUCCUGGAACGCUAUAUUGAUGCGGCCUCAGCUGUGAAGAAUGAAGCCUCACCAUCAGGCACGAUAACUCUUCUCCAAGAUGAGAUUGCAAAACCAACGCAACCAUACCAGCAGCUGUUAUCGAGGCAAGCAGAGCUUCUGAAGGGGUGGCAUGGGAAAGGAGUGCAAGAGAUCAACACAGAGCUCCUCCACAAGCGACUCGAGGAUGUGGCCUCAAUCGCCAUGUCCAAGUUCUACUCCUACCGGUACGAUCGAGUGCCGGAUUGUUGGAGGUAUCUCUAUACCAAUACAAUGGUUCUUAUGAGCUUCUUCCACCUGUUGCAAGUGGACGAACAGCAAGACGGGAGCGAUGUGUGGAACAUCGUCGUCGAGAAGCUGGACAGAGCACUCAUUACGACCGGGGGGCAGAGCGAUUGCAUACCACGCAGCUGGUUUGACGGGACAAUGGAGAGCUUAUCGGGUUUACUGUCAAAGUCUUCCGAGGAGCCGCUGCCCAAGCGUCGCAAAACUCAACCGUCGCUAUUUUCCACAGAGGAACCCCAUGGGCGCCCGGUGUUGACAGCAGAGCGCACCAUCUCCCGGCACAGAGAUUGGACUCUUGAGAAAUUCGAGGACUACAUGAACUCUGCCGAGGAACCGCCACAACCGAUCAUAUUUAGUGAUCUGAUCGACUCUUGGACUGCUUUGACAGACCGCCCCUGGAGAAGUGUCGACCAUCUCCUUAAUGCCACACUAGGCGGCAGACGACUGGUACCGAUUGAAGUCGGUAGGUCUUAUGUGGAUGAAGGCUGGGGGCAAGAGCUCAUUAAUUUCAAAACAUUUCUAUCCAAGUAUAUCCUCACGUCAGAGGGGCAGGUGGGUUACCUCGCGCAGCAUAACCUCUUCACUCAAAUUCCCUCCUUGAGGAAUGACGUCCAGAUCCCGGACUUUUGCUGGGCAGAUGUUCCAGGACAUCCUACCGAUGUGUCGAAGAACCAGGAGAAACUCGACAUGCCGUCAAUGAACGCAUGGUUCGGACCGGCCAAGACGAUCACGCCUCUGCAUACGGACGGUUAUCACAACUUGCUCUGUCAGGUUGUGGGGACCAAGUAUGUCAGGCUGUAUCCGCCUUCCGCGACAGAAAAGAUGAGGCCGAGAAAAGCAGAGGAGGGCGUCGACAUGAGCAACACGAGUGAAGUGGAUGUCGGGAUACUGGAAGGCUGGGACCCCCACGAUGGCAGCCCAGAUGAGUUGGAAGAGCUUAAAGCGAACCUCUCCGGUGUUGACUAUUGGGAAGGGAUAUUGGGUCCGGGGGAUACUCUGCUCAUACCGAUGGGCUGGUGGCACUAUGUGAGAAGUUUGAGCAUCAGCUUCAGCGUGAGUUUCUGGUGGAAUUGA
Molecule: messenger RNA, 3315 nt
Organism: Emericellopsis atlantica
Lineage: Eukaryota; Fungi; Ascomycota; Sordariomycetes; Hypocreales; Bionectriaceae
Exons: 5
Coding region: 1-3315 (1104 amino acids)
Biological process (GO): negative regulation of transcription by RNA polymerase II
Cellular component (GO): nucleus; transcription repressor complex
Molecular function (GO): protein binding
Source: RefSeq, a predicted model, not a curated record